This is a messenger RNA of Saccostrea cuccullata (small rock oyster), 3130 nucleotides long. Its product is annotated as olfactory receptor 1E16-like. The transcript has 4 exons. Bases 522 to 1577 code for a protein of 351 amino acids. Gene Ontology annotation, cellular component: plasma membrane. The record is from RefSeq and is a predicted model, not a curated record. Gene Ontology annotation, molecular function: G protein-coupled receptor activity. Gene Ontology annotation, biological process: G protein-coupled receptor signaling pathway. NCBI's taxonomy places the organism in Eukaryota, Metazoa, Mollusca, Bivalvia, Ostreida, Ostreidae.
CAAGAUUCUUUUCUCAUGUUUUGACUCUAGUUUACUUUAGUUUAUUAUUCUUUUUUUAUAUAUAUACUUUUUGUAGGUUUACUAACAAACAACCAGUUAUCAUAUCUAUCCCAUGCUUACUCCAUGUAUAUUAACUGGAACAAUGGGAUUCUAAAUCAAAGUUCACAACUAGCCGGUGUUAAGUUUAUCUAGUUUGGGGAGCGUCGAUACUUCAUUUGACCACAGAGGUUUAUUUUUAUUAUGAUGAUGGAUUCAUGAUGUUGGGCAAAAUCUAAAAGGAAAGACCUGAACACAUUGCUUGAAUGGCUUUUGUUUCAGCUACAAGAAAAGUAGAAAACAACAAAACUUAUUAUAAAUUUGGUCCUACGAAUAGGAAAUCCUCUGACGUAAGCGGUAGUUAAGUACAUAUAUAUAAGUCUUAUACACUGGUUUUGACAUUAACUUUAAAUAAGCUGCAAGUAAGAAUAAAGCACUUCACAAAUUGUUCUACUAGUUACCCAUUAAAUAGAAGCAUACUUCAAAUGGCAUCUCAUGAAAGAAAGACUUCUGGAAACACACCCAGUGCUGCCGAAUGGAAUGUAUCGAACCUUUACGAAGAAACGAUACAGAAUCAUAUCAGUUCAUUCUGGUAUUCCGUGCCAGAAAAAGAAAUAAUUCAGCAAAUGUGGAACGAAACACGGAACCUGUCUGCUGAGUACGACUAUACACAUGGCGCUGUGUUAUUUAAAUUCUAUUUGUUUGAUUCCUAUAGUAGUAAACUCACUGGAGAGACGCUUCAUCAAUUAUUUGUGAUACUGGGAUUGAUUAUUGGAUGCCUGGGGCUCGUGGGAAAUGUUGUCGCCAUCUUCAAAAUUUUGUGCGAUAAAAAGUUCCAUACUCCAACAUUCGUUGUCAUCGGAUGUCUCGCAUUUUCAGAUCUUCUCUUUAUUGUCUGCAUGUUUCUUUAUAGAUUUUCCAACUUUACUAUGUAUAUUUCAUCCCAAGGUUUUCCUGUCUUAAUAACAAUGACGAUUUUACGUGAGACGAUUUUUCAUAGUUCAGUUACACACAUUGUACUCCUUUCUGUAAUUAGAUAUCUAUUAAUAGCAUAUCCGUUACAGAGUAAAAUACGACUGACCCCGACAGUUAUCUUGGGAUGUUCUAUUGUGGUUUGGGUUUUUAGUUCACUAUUUUCAGCAUUGAUAUCACUACCAUCAAUAGAGGACUAUAUUUAUGCACGCGUACGGACUAUGUUUUUCAUAAGAAUAACAUAUUCUGGGUUAUCUGUUUGUGCAAUCCUGACUUUACAUAUUUUGAAGAUGAAAACCUUGAAAAAAUCUUCUAUUCCUUCCAGCAUCGGCAGAAGAAUGAAUGUUAUAAUUUUUAUUAUAUUAUUUGUUUUUAUCUGCUAUCAAGUUGCAUACAUUUUAUUCGAGUUUUCUGUAUAUCUUGUAACGAUGUCAGUGUAUUAUUUUGUCUAUUUACAUGACAUUUUUUUUAUCCUUGUUACACUGAAUUACUCCUGUAAUCCUUAUAUACUUUUCUUUGCUUCAUUUUUAUGCUCAAGCAGCAAACGUAAUCAAAUUAAACACAAGUAAAAACAUGUAGCUAUUUUGAUAGGGUUUUCCUAAGAUUGCCAUAUAGAUUGCAUUUUGAGAGUAUAACUGCUCUGCUGAAUAAAUCCGCGGGUAACAUGUGCCAUUUAGAAAUACGAAUAUUGCAAGAAGGGUUGGUUUCCCCCAGAUUCUACUUAAAUGUGCUUAUGCUUUUUUGAAUAAGAAAAACUAGCAUUGGUUUGGGCAUAUAGUUGCAAUGAACAAGUAUUGCCCUUUCAAGUUUAAGGUACAGUUGUCCCAAUAAAUUUUCUCUUUUUUAAUUUUGUCCUUUUUGUAAAACAGUAGAUAUGCAAACUCAUCAAUAUCAUAGCAUAAGAUUUGCUCGUUAAUGAGAACUUAAAAAAAAGCGCUUAUAUACAUUAAGUAGUUAAAUGUUGGCUUUUUAAAGAAAUUCAGUCUUAACAUCAACGGUUUUUUUUUUAAUUUGGAAAGCCUUCAUAAAUGUAAGAAUUUUGUACGCGUUUAGGAUUUGAAUAGCCUACCUCUUAUAAAAUCUCUAUUAGCAUAUGAGUUACAUGAUAUUUCAUAAAAUAUAAUAUAAAAGGGAUACCUUUUCAUUUCCGACAAUAAAUGUUUUUAUUUCCGACAUUAAUAUUUUUUUAUAUCCGGAAUUUUUGCAAAGUAUCUCACCGGCAAUUUUAAAUGUUUACCAAGUAGAUGAAAUUGAAAGGAAUUUAUUUCAAAUUUCAUUUUUGAAAAAAAAAUCAUUAAUAAAAACAAAAAAAAAAGCAUUUCGUAUACAUUGUAAUUGCAUCUGUACAUGUAGCAUUAAGUAUACGUAAAAUAGUUCAAUGCACAUUUAACCUUUUUAUCACCAUUUAUGUUCUCUAAAUUAACUGUCAACAACUGAUCCGAAAUUAUGUCAAAGACAUUGACGUACCAGAAAUUAUUCUUAUUAAAUCAAAUUUUUCACAAGAGAUUUCUUCAAUCCUGAUUUUAUUACCGAAAAGCACUCCCUGAAAAAUGUCAAAGAUGAAAACUUGAAUAUGUCGAAAAUGAAACUAAAAAAUGUCGGAAACGAAAAGUUAAAAAUCUAUAUAAAAAAUGCUCUAUUGAAAUGCAGUAAAAUAUAUGAAACUGUGAUUAAUAUUACUCAGAGCUUAUACAUGUAUAUGCUGUAAAAUAAUCUUACUGUUCACACUUGUUAUAUUGCCACUAAUACAAUGUUACUAAUUAGCCAGCACCCUAGAAAAUAAGAUGACGUUAUGAAAGUCAUUAGCUCUAAUGGCAUUUAAUUGGAUGAAAAAUUCAUAUGAAUCACAUGCAAUAUUUAACUACUUUUUAACGCAUCUCAUUAUAAGUCCUCUUAGCCUCCAUUCCAGUUUUAUCUGCAUCACAUGUUUCUUUUGCUAUGAUUACAUUUUACAGUCAAAACGGAUAAAAUGCAUUCCUGAAUGUUCAUGUUUCUUUAAUGGAUAAAAUUACACAUUUGUCAAUUUUAGAUUUUGGCACAACUGUACAUAUUUUUUAGAGAGACUUACCAUUAUACAGUUUAGCAUUGUUCUCAUCCUUUUUAAAGCAUAGUAUAAUAAAGU